Molecule: messenger RNA, 2060 nt
Organism: Stegastes partitus (bicolor damselfish)
Lineage: Eukaryota; Metazoa; Chordata; Actinopteri; Pomacentridae
Gene: rnaset2
Product: ribonuclease T2
Exons: 10
Coding region: 167-907 (246 amino acids)
Biological process (GO): RNA catabolic process
Cellular component (GO): extracellular region
Molecular function (GO): ribonuclease T2 activity; RNA binding
Source: RefSeq, a predicted model, not a curated record
AGGCAGGUAGUGAAGCGGCUGCGGGACGUCAACAACAGACUGGCCGUUGGUACUGUGUGUCCUGAGUAAUUCUUUAACCUAGUUAAGUUUUCUAAAUAAGAAUCUAAUUUGCCUUCGUGUAACCACUACGAGUCUUUGCUGCAUCAUACCCGACACAAGGUCAGCCAUGAGGCUCUGCUCUGCUCUCCUGGUCUGCCUGGCAGCAGCCCUGUCCUCGGCCUUUGUCAUUUCACCUCCCCAUAUGUGGACGAAACUCAUCCUGACCCACCACUGGCCUACCACCUUCUGUUCUAUGGAACACUGUCAUGCCAACAUUAGCUCCUGGACAUUACAUGGACUGUGGCCAGACAAAGGGAUUGCCUGUGAUCCGUCAUGGCAUUUCAACUCAUCCGAAAUCGAGGACCUGCUACCAGACAUGAAGAAAAGUUGGCCUGACCUGCUUAAACCCACAUCUUCUGAAUUCUGGAAGUACGAAUGGCACAAGCACGGUACAUGUGCAGCCAAAGCCGAAUCUCUCAACAGUCAGCAUAAAUACUUUGGCAAGGCACUGGAACUGUACCAUAAACUGGACUUGGAUAGCAUCCUGAAGAAGUUUGACAUCGUCCCCUCUGACAAAUACUACGCCUUUUCCCAAAUUGAAGGAGUGAUUGAAAACUUCUAUGGUGUCAAACCCAAGAUCCAGUGUGUCCAUCCAUCAAAGAAUGCUUUCCAGAUUUUGGGGCAGAUUGAGAUCUGUUUCCACUCCGACUUUACCCUCCUGGACUGUGAGAAAGAGAUUACCAUGGAAACCUUUUCUAAGGGAGGCUGGGACGGUCCUGUGGGUGUUGACAAGGUGGGGGGGUUCAGUGUGUGUGACCAUGAUAUGCCGGUUUACUACCCACCUCUUAAAUCAAAUACGUACAUGUAAGAGCUGAAGUGAACCGACCACUACAACCCUUAUUCUACACAUACGAUGGCACACAAACAACUGCAUUUGGGGAAUUUUUUUUUGUGCAAAUGUACUGUAGUGUUUUGCUCAGGUUUCACAAAGAACACACAAAGUUGUAUUGUUAAUGAUGUUUCUUUUAAAAAAAAUUUAAUCACUCCUGUCGAAAACACUUUUAACUGUUUUUAAUUUUUUUGCUGUAAAACACAGGACACAUGCACACUGGUGUUUAACUGGGGUUUUAUUCCUUUCUUGCUCUUGCUAAUUAGGAGUUCAACAGUCACAGCUUGUGUUUUUCCAAAGCACAGCCAGAGGCAUCAUAGUUAGACAAACAGUUUAUGUGCUGUGCAUUUUAUGUAUCAUCAAAGUGCCUAUCAUGUGACACUGCUGGCCGUAUUUUGUACUAUAUUUAUCUUUGUGUGCCACCUGUUAAGUGCCAUCUAUUCGUUUAGCUAUGACACAAAUGCCUUUUAAGAAUCAUGAUAAUUACAUUUAAAUAGGAAGUGCUCUGUAGCGGUGAAUCACUAUGCAAGUAGUACUAGUCAGCAUGGAUACUUUUGAGUGUUUUAAGGGCAAGAGCCGCCAUUUUUUUUAACCUACAAGGCAGUUUUGCAGCAUCGACAUCUUUCAGGCAUUAUAAUCUCAUGAUAUCUGAAUCUAAAUGAUAAUUUCACUUUGCUAUCUUCGGACAUUUGCCAAGUACAUGCGACAAUUCAAUGUUUACAGGUCAGGACUGUGCCUCUAUAAAUACAGUAUGUGGUGUAUAUAGUGAAUGCUUCAGGUGUACAUGUUUGUUUUUGAAUAUGAAUUUAAAAAUGCAUAAAGCACAUUGAACUAAAAAAAAAAAGUUCACCCAAGCACAACCCCAUUACCCAAGAUGUUCACAAGGCACCAUUUUUGCUGGACUUAGGAACUGUACAGAUGAAACACUCGAGAUGUAGCAAAUGAUUUGGUGAACACUGUUUAAUCCAUUACCGAUCAGUCCGAUGACUUGUUUCUGCUGCUGUGGCUAUUUUUGUGCAUUGAUUCAGUUUAAAGCUAAAUUAUUGUUUUUGUAAUUUGUGAAAUGACUGAAAUGAAAGUGUGUACUCUGCGUCAUUUUUUAAUGUCAAUAAAACAUUGAAUAUCCAGUCAA